Molecule: messenger RNA, 1917 nt
Organism: Babesia bigemina
Lineage: Eukaryota; Apicomplexa; Aconoidasida; Piroplasmida; Babesiidae
Product: ABC transporter, putative
Exons: 2
Coding region: 1-1917 (638 amino acids)
Biological process (GO): transmembrane transport
Cellular component (GO): membrane
Molecular function (GO): ABC-type oligopeptide transporter activity; ATP binding; ATP hydrolysis activity
Source: RefSeq, a predicted model, not a curated record
AUGGGUGCAAGGCCUUCGAAACCGAUGUCGCCGACAUCGGAGGAGGUGGAGGCUGCCGCCGACGUUUCCGUUUGCGAUACCCUGCGGAGGUUUUUUAGCGAGCUGGAGCCGGAGGAGCAGAUUAAUCUGGCGUUGGGAGGAUGCGCUAUGGUGAUAAACGCAGCAACAAACAUGGUCUACCCCAAGAUCAUCGGCAACAUCAUCGACUCGGGGAGCACCGGACGCGUAUUCGGCCCGAUAUCGUGGUUGCCCGGGUGCCACAACAGGGCGCCAGCGCUUGAUGGCGACGAGGUCAUCAGCAUAAACUGCCCCUACGCCAUGUUCAAGAAGCUGUUCUGCUCCGCACUGCCCUUGUACGUAGUCGGCAGCCUGGCCUCGUGGGUUCGCGUAUCCAGCAUGAAUUACGCCAUCUACCUGAUACAGAAGCGCUCACGCAAGAAGAUGUACAAAAAGAUGCUGAUGCAGAGAGCGCCGUUCUUCCACACCCGCGCGUCGGGGCUGCUCAUCGCCAAACUGCUCAACGACUGUGAGGAGGGGCCGAAAUCCAUGGUCGAGAAUGCGUUCACCUUCCUGAGGUGCUGCAACUCGGUGAUCGGAGGCACCAUCAACCUGAUCAGCAUCUCCCCCUGUCUCACGGGAGUCACCAUGACCUGCAUUCCGCUCUUUGGGCUUUUCAUCAUCGGCUACUCCUCGAUCAUCAAGCGCUGCCAGCGCCAGCGGAAGCAGCAGCUGGACAACGCCAUCGGGAAGGCGGAGGAGGUCAUCAGCGGCAUCGAGAGCGUCAUGAACUUCGGUAAAGAGACCGACGAAAUCCAAAGUUUCUCAUACUCUCUGGACCAGUGCGACCCCGUUUCUAUGCGCGUCUGCAACGCGGAGGGGGUUUUGAUGGGCUCCAUUCUGGCGGGGUUCAACUUGUCCACGCUGAUAAUGCUCUACUGCGGCUCAUACAGGAUGAAAGCGGGUGACAUUUCCGUCGGAAAUAUGGCGUCGUUCAUCCUAUACGGUGCGCUAUUUGGGCUAGGCGUGUCCGGCCUGUCGAAGGCAAGUUUUAUGCAUGCACGGCCAAUAACAGCUAUACAGAUCACGUCAGACGUGUCGAAGGCGGCAGUGUCCCUCCAGAGGAUAUACGAAAUUCACGACCUGGAAGAUCAGGAAGAUGACGGCGACAUCCUGGACGACGUGCGCGGCGAGCUAGAGUUCGACAACGUCUCGUUCUCGUACGACACGCGCUCUGAAGCGGCGGUACUGCGGGAUAUGAGCCUCAAGAUCGAAGCGGGCGAGGUGGUGGCCAUCGUUGGGGCCAACGGCAUGGGGAAAAGCACAACGGCCAACCUGCUGACCACGCUCUACAAGCCCACCGGCGGCCGUGUGCUGCUGGAUGGCGUCGAUGUGCAGACGCUCAACUCCCGCUGGCUGCGCAGCAAGGUGUUCACUGUCGUGACGCAGGAUCCCCUGCUGUUCUCCAUGUCUAUUGAGAACAACCUGCGCUACGGUAACGAGGAAGUGUCGGACGAGGAGAUUCGGGCUGCAACCCGCUACUGCGAGAUACACGAGUUCAUCGAGUCCUUGCCGGAGGGGUACCGCGCCACAGUAGGUCAGCGCGGGGCGCUGCUGUCUACGGGGCAGAAGCAGCGCAUAGGCCUCGCGCGGGCGCUGCUCAGGGACACUCCGUGCCUCAUAUUGGACGAGGCCAUGUCUGCGCUGGACGGCUCGUCGGAGGACCUCGUGCGACGCAUCAUCAACCGCAGCGACAAACGGCAAACGGUCAUCCUCAUCACCCACCACGCAGCGACUCUAAGCAACGCCCAAAAGGUAGCCGUGCUCAAUGAAGGCACUGUGGAAUACUACGGGCCGCUAAGCAAAGCUGCCGCCAACAGCGCAACCUUCCGGACACUAUUCCCCGCAUUCAAAGCCUGA